AGAAGACAAAUCUGCUUUGAGAAACCUCGAAAGAGAGAACUCGAACUCAAUUCAGCUGAGCUUGAAAGUUAUGGCUAUCGCCGCCGCCAUUUCGGGUCCUCUGACAACUCCGUCUCGGCGGCGCUCAGUCACCUCCUUCAGCUCACUCUCCAAUUCUCAUUCUCUUACGAGACAACUGAGUUUUCUCAGAGCAAGUCGCCCCUGUAUUGGCUUGUCAGCCACAGCUUCUUCUUCUUCUUCUUCUUCCAUUUCCAUGAGUCUCGAAGCCGCCGAGAAGGCCUCGCCGGUGUCGUUCUUGGAUCGCAGGGAGACCGGUUUUCUUCAUUUUGUCAAGUACCACGGCGUCGGCAAUGACUUCAUCUUGGUUGAUAAUAGGGAUUCUUCAGAGCCUAGGAUUACUCCCGAGCAAGCGGCGAAGCUCUGUGAUCGGAACUUUGGAAUUGGAGCUGAUGGGGUCAUUUUUGCUAUGCCUGGCAUCAAUGGCACUGACUACACUAUGAGAAUUUUUAAUUCUGAUGGCAGCGAACCUGAGAUGUGCGGUAAUGGAGCACGAUGCUUUGCCCGAUUUAUUGCUGAGCUUGAGAAUUUGCAAGGAAAGCACAGCUUUACUGUGCAUACUGGUGCUGGUCUAAUUAUUCCAGAAAUACAAGAUGAUGGUCAGGUCAAAGUUGAUAUGGGUGAACCAGUGCUUAAAGCAUCAGAUGUACCUACAAAGUUACCUGCAAAUAAGGAUCAAUCAGUUGUAAAGUCUGACAUAGAUGUUGAUGGAGAAACCUGGAGUGUUACUUGUGUUAGUAUGGGAAAUCCUCACUGUGUAACUUUUGGCACAAAAGGAGGCCAGGCUUUGCAAGUUGAUGAACUAAACUUAGCUGAUAUUGGACCCAAAUUUGAGCAUCAUGAGAUGUUUCCAGCACGAACCAACACAGAAUUCGUACAAGUAUUCUCUCCAUCACACGUCAAGAUGCGUGUUUGGGAGCGCGGGGCAGGAGCAACAUUGGCCUGUGGAACUGGUGCUUGUGCUGUAGUUGUUGCAGCCGUUCUUGAGGGUCGUGCUGGAAGGAAUUGCACGGUUGAUUUGCCAGGAGGGCCAUUGCAAAUUGAGUGGAGGGAGGAAGACAAUCACGUGUAUAUGACAGGUCCAGCUGAAGUGGUGUUCUACGGAUCUGUGCAACUUUGAUAUGUUUCCCUAUCUCAGAUUAUGUUGUCUGCUUAGCCGUAGAUUGUUUCGUUCACCUGUCUUUACUCUUUUCUCUGUGAAAUUACAAGCAAAAGCCAUGGGGACACCGCCCCGGCUUGCCAUUUUCUUUAGCUUCGUAAAAUAAGAAGUUGAAUUGAGAGAAUUCUAUAUGUUCUUCACAAUUUUGUAACUUUGGCCUGGCAGCAGCAUUGGGUUGUCGUUUAUUUCGACUGCCUUUGAAAUCGGUGACACUAUCAAGAGUUUGAGCAACGACAUGUUUUCUAGGCUUAAACGACAACUGACUGUAAAAUGAAUGACAAGACGAUAUGUGUUGAAGGAAAAGUCUCUGUCUAGUGAAGCGAACUUUAUAUGUGAAAUUUAUUAUAAAUAUGGGAAAGUGUUUUUUCUUCUUAAA
Humulus lupulus (European hop) is the source of this 1592-nucleotide messenger RNA. Its product is annotated as diaminopimelate epimerase, chloroplastic. Gene Ontology annotation, cellular component: cytoplasm; cytosol. The coding region runs from base 71 to 1177 and encodes 368 amino acids. Gene Ontology annotation, molecular function: diaminopimelate epimerase activity. The transcript is spliced from 9 exons. NCBI's taxonomy places the organism in Eukaryota, Viridiplantae, Streptophyta, Magnoliopsida, Rosales, Cannabaceae. The record is from RefSeq and is a predicted model, not a curated record.